ACACCCUCGUUAACCAUAGGCCACAUAAACAGAUGAACUUUACAUCAUCUGCCCUACAGAUCGCAAGGACUGAGAGAGGAUACUUGCUUUACUUAAUUUAUACGAAGAAGAAUCCAAAUUACAUUUAGUUUCGAAUUUUCUUUAAUAAAUUUUGCGUUAGCCUGUUUAUUUCUUAACUCUUUCUCUCCGUAAUUAUUCUUCCACGUUUUGGAAGGAAUCCUUCAUUUUUACUAAUUAUUAUUUUACUACCCUGUUAUGAUUGGGCUACAAUAGCUUUGUGUUGUUUUUAUCAGAAAAUGUUGUAUUUGGUAUAGAAUUAAAGGUAAAAUCCAUGCUUGUUUUAUAUAAUUCAAAGUCAUGUUUAAAAAGUAAACAUUAAUUUAAUUUAAUGAGGUCAAAAUCAACGAUGGUAUCGUCGAUUAGGAGAGAAAGAGUUACAAGAAAAGACUACGGGGCAGGGGGAGUAUUGGACUAGGCAGACACGUGAUGUACUGUUCGGCGUGUGCAAUGUGUGUGAGGACCUUUGGAUGUGGACUUUUAUUUGUUCUGGAUCAGACCUUCAUUGAACACUGAUUGUGUAUUGAACAGAGCGAUAGAACUGAUAAGGCGGGCAGUGAUGGAAGGCGGAACAUGAAGUACACGCGGGCACUUGGUUUAUUUAUAUACUCUCUUUCUCUCUCUCUCUCUCUUUCUCUCUCUCUCCCUUGAAAUUAAAUGCAAUGCUGAGUAAUGGCAGAACGGCAAUGAAAUGGUAUCAGUGAACAGUGUUGGACCAGCCUGGCAAGGGAACCAAUCUGUUCAUUUGUCCCCAUUUUACUAUUUGGAGUAAAAAAAGUUGCUUCGUUACGGCAUCAGCAAAAAGUGUGACUAAACAGUUUGUUCGAUUUACGGAACAAUACUGUGUUAGGUCAAUAUUUCAACUACCAGCGAUACCAAUCACACACCUCCAGACCGCAGCAGUGAACAGAUUUUACUGACCUGUACAUUAUUUAUUUUCAGGUGAAUCAAAUGCUUUGGGUGCAGACGUCACCUGAAAAUAUGGCAGACCGGAAGAGACCUAUCGACUUUCGAAUAAAUGCAUAGAUUCAAUGUUUUCAACCUCGUCAUAGCAAAGAUGGAAGAGAGCUUAUGGCUGGACUAUAGCAUGGGGUGGAGAUUUUUAAAAAGAUAGCUAACAACACUAUCUGUAAUCCAACAAAAAAUGAGGUCAUAACUCAAGGCUGUGUACAAAUAUGGCAGACCUUGGUCAUAACUCCGUUGUGUUCUAAGAUGAGAGGAACAUAUGGCUUCACUGUGUUUUGAGAUGAAUAGGUGCACCAAUGCCACAGUGCAGCUGUGCUCCAAGAUCCAUCACGUUCCAGCGGCCAUGAUGUGUGUUUUUCUCUACAUCUUGCAGGCAUCUGUUCUAGACUACUAUCUUAUUAAUUUCAUCAAUAUCUUGUAUAUCUGCUUCCUGGUGGCAGAUCUCUUCGUCCUUGUUGCUCUGGUAGUAAGCAUCAUCUACGGACACACCAAGAUGGAUCGGCAGAGGUCUGCGGAGCUGGCACAAACUCGAAUGAUGUUCAGCUUGUCUUGGGUCUCCUGGCUACUCAUUAAUAUUAACGCAAGUGCCAAGAUUAUAAUCAUUGUCAAAUACAACGCCUGGCCUGAAGAGAAAGACCCUUCCUUUUUUGGGCCCAAUGUCUUCAAAACUGCCAUCGCUCUAAGUAGCUGCAUCUUUCUCUUUCUGUUGACCACACAGCACGACGCUCCUCUGGGAAGUGACAGGCGGACCUACAUCUCAGAUCUGACGGGCACUGUCGUCUUCGAUAUUUUAGACACCGUGGACAUUCUGGAGGUUUUUUUCACCGAAGAGGACCGAGACCUGCUCUGGAACGGGCUGGAGGAGGUUAUUCUGACCCAAGCGACCAUGAACCUUAUUUUGCCCACCGUUCCUCUUAUCACCCUCAGCCUCACCCACUUCGGGCUGGACAAACCAAAAAGGCCGAUGAUGUAUCUUCAUCGUCUUCUGGUGGUGCUGGUGGUCAACCUCCCCAAUCUUCUGACCAGGAUGAUUCUCUGGCAUGGUCUGAGCGUGGGCAUCUCUCCUUUCACUCUCAAGAACAUCAUACUGAUCGGCAUAGCCAUGUAUGAGUUUUAUGAGCACAAGAAGGAAAAACUGGAGGAUUCAAGGCUGAACUCUCUAGAGAUUGGAGAUAGGAACUUUCAGCAGAAGGAUGUUAAGAGGGGGCAUCUAGGCUCCCUAACAGACACUUCCACAGAGCCUCGUUCUAAAGUGCCAGAAAUUAGCAUCGAGCUGGAAGAGACCGCGGGAAAGCAAGUAUCAGAAGACAAUUUAGAGCCUAAAAUAUAUAAAUGUGUUCCAAGAGUGAGUUUGGUUUAAGACUUCAUACGAAUUAUAACGCACUCUCCUUAACAUUAUAAGACUCGGAAGUCGGAGAUGACGUAAUUAUUGUAGUUAUUGCAUUUAAUUAUUUUUGAGUUUAUCUAGUUUUUAUAAAUCUUUAAUGUUUUUUUUUUGUGUGAUUCGUUUUGAUAUUUGAUAACUAUUUUUAUAACAAUUUUUUAUAGUUGUAUAUAAUAGAUCUGUUUAAUUUGUGUUGCUAACAGUAACCCGCAAUGCAAAAAAAAAAUAUAUAUAUUAUCUUUUCUCAUCUCAUUUCAAUAGUUUUAUUCACAUGAGCUGCCAGAUCUGGCCAUUUUUUAACGGAGCUAUUGUUUCUUUUUUUCCAUAAUUUUUUUCCCCUGCCAAUAUUACAUCGGAAGUGACGAGGGAAGUUAGUAAAGAAUUCGGGCAUUUCUGUUUUGCAGUCUCUAAUACCCACAUUUGUUUUCAUAAAAUCAUUAAUAGUAAUAAUUAUAAUGUUGAUUUUAUUGUUGGAUUUAUAGAGCUUAUAUAAUGUUUCCCUGUUUAUAUGUUCCAUGUCAGGUCUAUAUGUAUGAGGACACUGGAAUUAUUCCUUUAAAAUGUCGCUAUAUAAAAUGAUAUUUACUUUUAUGGUGGAUUGUUUACAAUAGAAUGAAAAGGAAAGGGCGGUGUCCCAAAUAUUAAUUACAUUGAAAUACAUCGAAACGUUAUAACUUCAUGUAAAGAAUGUAAAGAAAAGUUUCAUUCGAAGAUUUUUGUACAAACAUGUCAAGCAUAAUAGGCCUGUAGCAUGCUCGGAAGAAGUAUAAUGCAGCCCCAGAUUUACGACAGUGUCUCUACCAAGGGGCUUAUCCUCCACAAACUUAAAAAAAUAUAUGCACGUUUUAAAACUAAAGCAUGCCUAUUAAAUAUUUUUUGAAAGGAAAGUGAGACUAUAAAAAUUAUAUUUCUUCUAAAUGUAUUUUCAUUGAUAAGUGUAUCUUUAUGAAAGGGUAUCUCCGGCCCUGAUUAGGCGAAAAUAUUAAGGAGAACUCUUUUUGACUUGACUGUGCUGUAACGUAUGCAGCUUGUCAAGUUCGACACUUAAAAGCUCACAAACAAUUAUAAAUUACAAUGUUAAAAAGUGGAGAUUUGAUAUAGAAUGUAAAUGAAUUCUUUAAAAUACAUCUCAUGUUGACCAUGCUUAAUAAAACGAAUUAAUAAUUUAAUCGAUCAUUAACUUCCUGUAUUCUAUGUUUACUCACGUGCAACCGGUGAUCUAGACCAUAGACUGGCAUAGAGUAUAGAUUAUAUAUGUACUCUAUGAUCUAGACAUAUGUGAUUCACAAGAAAAGAGAGAGAGAGAGAGAGAAACUGAAUCUACUGAUAUACUGUUCAAACAAUUUUGCGUAUUACAUCAAUAAAAAAGAUAUUUA
This is a messenger RNA of Biomphalaria glabrata, 3783 nucleotides long. RefSeq lists its product as uncharacterized. The transcript is spliced from 2 exons. NCBI's taxonomy places the organism in Eukaryota, Metazoa, Mollusca, Gastropoda, Planorbidae. Bases 1283 to 2383 code for a protein of 366 amino acids. The record is from RefSeq and is a predicted model, not a curated record.